This is a messenger RNA of Penicillium manginii, 1515 nucleotides long. It is a transcript of the gene gprM, whose product is annotated as protein gprM. The transcript has 4 exons. The coding region runs from base 1 to 1515 and encodes 504 amino acids. The record is from RefSeq and is a predicted model, not a curated record. NCBI's taxonomy places the organism in Eukaryota, Fungi, Ascomycota, Eurotiomycetes, Eurotiales, Aspergillaceae.
AUGUCGCUGAAUGGUUUCUGUCCCUCUCCUUUCCUACAGGAGUCACUAUUCCCUUCCACCGGUGGAUUUACCGACGGUCGAUACUGCGAGACUGUCCAGAAUAUCACCUGCUGCUUGCCAUGCCCGCUCGCCGACUGGCGAUAUGCCGAUAAUACUGCGAAAAAGGUCGAUGUCGCCAGUUGGAUCAGUGUCGCCAUUCUCCCUCUUUGUGUCUUCCUUCUCGUCUCUUAUGCCGUUCUUCCCGUCAAAUGGACGAAUCGUCACUAUCUGAGUAUCUGCUUCACGCUGGGUAUUUGCUGCAUGGAGAUUGCCUUCAUUAUUCCCCUCGGCGCCAAACCCAAGCAAUGCUACAACGCAAUCACCCCCAAUGACAUGUACACCGACCUCUCCUGCGCCUUUUCAGGCGCAUUCCUUCUCUUCGGCGGCUGGCUAGUCUAUGCUGGGAAUUCGUCCUCGGCCCCAAAUUCAUGUGGGGGGGCCUUCCUCUGCGGCUUCGGCAUCCCCGCCAUCGGACUCACCAUCAUGAUGAUUAUAACAGGCGUCUCCUUCCGCUUCGGCGAAAUCUGCCACAUUAAUAUCAAACACGGCCAGCAGGACUACUGGUAUCCACUAAUCGCCUUCAGCGCCGCAGCCCUGAUCCUCCAACUUGCCACUAUGGCCUACUGCAUGCACAUCUACCUGCGCUCGCUCUUCGACAAAUCCGCCUCAACAACGGACAACAGCUCCGGCAUCCCAUCAUACACAUCCAGCGUGCGCACGCAAACCGCCCGCCAAGCGUACCGCCGCGUCAAGCGCGUCCUCCAACUCCAAUGGCGCGGCGUCGCGCUCGUCCUAAUCAUAAUCGGAAACGUAAUCUUCUUUGCAGUCGUCUUCAUCGACCUAGACCGCGAAGUCGAGCCCACACCCGCGAACAUGAAAAAGGCCCUCCCCUGGCUAACGUGCCUAAUGGAGACCGGCGGCAACAAGAACAAAUGCAUCCACUACGCCUCCUCCCUCGGCCCCAACGAAGCAACCCUUCUCGCAGUAGUGUAUCUACUCUCCCUCGUCGGCUUCUGGAACUUCAUCCUCUUCGCCCGACCCAGCAUGUUCUCCGGUUGGCUCGAUCUCUGCCGACGAGGUUUCAAUCGACGCACGGAUUUCGUCUCCGCAGACGCAGACCGCUACGAUAGCAAGGGCUUCGAAAUGCUCACCACGACCUCCGUCAAGAGCCCCGAGAAUCCUUACCAGCCCGCGUAUAAUAUGCGGUCGCCCAGCCCCGCCCAAAUGAUGGGCCACCACCAGAGUUACGGCUCCGCCCACGGCUAUGGCCACGGCCACAACCGGAGCUCCGUCACAAGCCCGGCAUUUGAUCGCCGUGAGGACGGGGAUGAGCAUGACCGGAACGUGCAUUUCGGGCAAGAGGCGCGGUAUGUGCGUCCUUCUAUGAGUUUCAGCGGUCCCCGACCGCCUAGUUCGUCUGCUGGGGGUCGUGAUUGGGAUCCUUCGACUACAUUUGCGAGGGGAUAUGCACGAUAG